This is a messenger RNA of Aquila chrysaetos chrysaetos, 749 nucleotides long. RefSeq names its product neuritin 1 like (gene NRN1L). NCBI's taxonomy places the organism in Eukaryota, Metazoa, Chordata, Aves, Accipitriformes, Accipitridae. Bases 73 to 564 code for a protein of 163 amino acids. The transcript is spliced from 3 exons. Gene Ontology annotation, biological process: nervous system development; neuron projection extension. The record is from RefSeq and is a predicted model, not a curated record. Gene Ontology annotation, cellular component: plasma membrane.
GCGGCGGGGCCGGGGCUGCUGGUGGCGGCGGAGCGCGGAGCACACGGUGGCGGCGGCGGCGGGGUCCGCACCAUGGGCUGCGGCUGCUGGCGGCUGCUGGGAGUCGUGUGCCCGCUGCUCCUCCAGCUCGCCACGAGCCAGGAGCCCGUCAGCAUGGCAGGGAAGUGUGACACCAUCUACAAGGGCUUCGCUGGCUGCCUCCUCAGCCUGGGGGACAGCAUGGCCCAGAGUGUCCGGCAGCAGAGGGAAGAGGGCAGCGAGGAGGCGCAGGAGCUUGACACCAUUUGCAAGUCCUGGGACGACUUCCACGCCUGUGCCACCGAGGUGCUGUCAAGCUGCCCCGAGGAAGCGGCUGCCAUCUGGGAAUCGCUGCGCCAGGAGUCCCGCAAGAUCCAGUUCCAGGGGAACCUGCAGGAGCUGUGCAGCACCCGGGGACGCCUGGCCAGUGCCCGUGCCUCGCCGGCUGCCGAGACCAACCAGGCCACGCUGCGGGACUCGGCCACCCCCCCGCACCCCCAUCUCCUGGCCCUGCUGGCCCUGCCGCUGCUGAUGCCCCGGCUCUAGCCCUGCCUGCCCAUGGGGCGUCCGGCCAAUGCCCUGGGUCGAUCCCCCAGCACUGGCGGGGCACAGGCGCCUGCAGUCUCCGCCGAGCCCACCUCCCCAUCCCCGGGCAUCCCUCGGGGGGCACGGUCCUCUCCUGCAGCCGUGCAGAUGGAUUUAUAUUUAUAUUAAAAGACACUUUUACAUUU